UAUAAAAUGAACAACAAUUUUUUGCCCAAUUUUCUUAUACUAAACUAAUAGGCAACACUGUCUACCUAUCACCAGCACCACAAGCACCAUCAUGUACAUGUACACUGGCGUGACAACUAGUCGAACUCACCGAUGACCGAGCCCCAUCCGUGAACAUUAUACACACAGCGCUGGGGAGUUACCCGCCUACUAGUACUACCGUAUCCCAAUGCAGCCAGGCAGCACCACAUCACGUGAGGUUACACUUUGUUGCUGUCUGUAUUUGUUUCGUCAUGCUGCUCUCACAUUUCUAUUUUGGCUCUCACGCGCUAUUCGCUACACGCUGUCAUACAGUACAGUACCUACGUGACGUGCGACUUUGCAGAUAGAUGAUUCAGUUGUUCCGUUCCGUAAAGCGAAUAAAAGUGUUAUUUAUUUCACGCACAAACCGAACCAACGAAGAUGGAAGAUCUAGUGAUUGAACAUGUGCGAAAACGAAGCUACCUGUACGAUCACAAUUCACCGCUGUACCGAGAUAAGCCAAUGCGGAUUGCUGCCUGGGAAGAGAUCGGUAGAGAGAUUAAUAUGCGUGGGAGAGCCGUACAGAACGUGUGGGAAAAGUUGCGCCGUUGUCUCUCGAAUGCUUUAAACCGCCGGAAAAGAAUGUUGGAAAGUGGUGCAAAACCAUUGCCGCCAUGGAAAUACGAACAAGAUAUGGCGUUUUUGCUACCUCACAUUUACUGGAAAAAGAGUCGCCGUGAUCCCGACGAUGAUGAAAUGCACGAUUACGACGAUAGUACAUUCGACGAUUAUCAGGAUACGAAAAUGCGUGACUGUGACCCUCUGGUGGAUGAACCAUUCGUAAAAAAUGAAAUGUCCGCCAGUCAGACGGAGUUGGAUGUGCCGGAACAAAGCAGUAGCAAUAAUAAAGUGAGACAGGAACAACUACCUGAACCACCUCAGCUACCACCCCAACUACCACCUCAGCAACCAGCAGCUAUAAAGAGAAAAAGAAGCCCGGAGCGAAAAUUGUUCAAACCUCCAGAAAGACAACGUCCAUCGAGCCUAACUUAUUGCGAUCUGGAUGAGAGUGAUAUGUUUUUCUUGAGUAUGGCGAAAACAACUAAGACGCUCGGGCCCGUCGAACAAGCAAAGGUGAAACUGAUGAUAAGCCAGGCGGUGUUCCAGGCUCAGAUUGCCCAAGCCGAACAGUCGGCACGGACUGUCACUACCAAGCGUCCGGAUUCGGCUGCAUCGACGGCUUCGGAUUACUUGUAAAUAUUUAAUAUGAUUUCAAUUUUCGAACAAUUCUGUACAGUUGAAUAAAGUUAACUAGAAUCCCA
Messenger RNA from Topomyia yanbarensis, 1322 nucleotides. RefSeq lists its product as uncharacterized. Gene Ontology annotation, biological process: regulation of transcription by RNA polymerase II. Bases 442 to 1257 code for a protein of 271 amino acids. The record is from RefSeq and is a predicted model, not a curated record. Gene Ontology annotation, molecular function: DNA binding. Gene Ontology annotation, cellular component: transcription regulator complex; nucleus. Lineage: Eukaryota; Metazoa; Arthropoda; Insecta; Diptera; Culicidae. The transcript has 2 exons.